AUGUCAUCAGGAAGGCCGAUCAAAUGUGUGGUCGUCGGUGAUGGUACUGUUGGUAAAACUUGUAUGUUAAUAUCGUACACUACAGACAGUUUUCCGGGGGAAUAUGUGCCCACAGUAUUUGACAACUAUUCUGCACCAAUGGUUGUGGAUGGUGUAGCAGUGUCCCUAGGACUGUGGGAUACUGCAGGACAGGAGGAUUAUGAUAGACUUAGACCUUUAAGUUAUCCACAAACAGAUGUCUUCCUUAUAUGCUUCAGUGUGACAAGCCCGUCAUCUUAUGAAAAUGUUACUUCAAAAUGGUAUCCUGAGAUUAAGCACCACUGUCCUGAUGCACCUAUUAUAUUGGUUGGUACAAAGAUUGAUUUGAGGGAUGACCGUGAAACUCUCAGUUUGUUAUCUGAACAAGGAAUGUCUCCGUUGAAGAGGGAACAAGGACAAAAGUUGGCAAACAAAAUUAGAGCUGUAAAAUAUAUGGAAUGCUCUGCAUUGACUCAACGUGGACUCAAACAGGUGUUUGACGAAGCUGUACGUGCAGUAUUAAGACCUGAACCUCAGAAGAGACAUCAGAGGAAGUGUUUAAUUAUGUAA
This is a messenger RNA of Spodoptera littoralis (African cotton leafworm), 588 nucleotides long. Lineage: Eukaryota; Metazoa; Arthropoda; Insecta; Lepidoptera; Noctuidae. The record is from the annotation of a GenBank genome assembly.